UGCAGGAAACCAACUAGCAGGAAUAAUAAAUAGCUAAGUGUUUUUCUCUCCUAUAUGAUCAGACCUAACUGUACCUUUCCCCUUCCGUCCCAAUGUUUACAGUAGAUAUAGCUUUAAGAAGAAGAUUUGAGGAACAUAGACUGUUAUGCUGCUCUCUCUGGUUCAAAGGUAAUAUGUGGAUGUUCAGUAGACCCCCUAUGUGACUGGAUUACUACAGCUCCAAGGAGUCCGCAGACGACAGACACCGCCGUACAGAUCCGGUGUAUGUUGGUUACCAGCAGCAGUUGCAGGCUACUGUCAGAGGUGGGGAACAGUCUUUGGAUAUGCAUCAACUAUCAGCAGAGGAGCCAGUCGCCCCGGAUUCAACCCUGAACCUCUCCCCUUCUCAUCCUCCCUCCCCCUCACCAUCCCCUUCUCCCCCUCCUCCACUGUCUCUCUCCCCCUCUUCUCCUCUUUCCUGUGGUGUGUUCCAGUGCCUGGUGUGUUCCAGUUUCUCCUCUGACAGUGUGGAGUCUCUUAUGUCUCACCUGAGCACCCCCUGCUCCCUGCCCCGUUCUGAGUGGCGCUCUCUGGUGGCUGGAGGCUGCUAUUGCAGGCUGUGUGGCUACAGCACCCCCCUCAGUGCUAACUUCACCCUGCACUGCCAGACAGACAGACACAGGGCCCAGUACCAGCUGGCUUCCCACCUCUGGGAGAAGGGGGAGGCCGGGGACAGGGAGGAAUUUGGGAAGUUGGUUGCUACAGGCAACCCAGUCCAGCUGAAGUGUAACUUGUGUGACUUCCAGACCACCAGCUUGGAGAAACUGAAAAUACACAGCAACAACCCCCAACACCAGGCCAGCCUCAGAGUCUACAGGUUCUUACAGCAGUACGACAGUGCAGUAGAUGGAGGGUCCUGGUUGUUCCACUGUGUCCUGUGUAACUACUCCUCCUGUUCUAAACUCCACCUAUUGAGACAUACCCACUCCCCUGGUCAUCAGAAGAGGGAGCUUCUCUACUUACAGUUAGUGAGAGGCAGGAGCCUGGAGGAAGGGGAGGGGCUAGUGGAUACUUUCACCAUUAGGAAGUGUCCCAGUCCUGAGACAGGUGGAAGCAUUGAGGAGGAGGGGGAGAGGAGAGAUUCCCUUUCUCCAGCCAAGAGAUCAUUCUCUAGGCUGGAGGAGACACAGAGCCCCCUCUCUCCCAAACGCCCCAGAACAGACCAGCGCUCUACUCACCAACAGGCUACUGGCAAGUGCCCACUGUGCCAGGACACAGUGGUAUACACACACCUGAGACGCCACCUCAUACUCACACACAGUGUGUUCCAGGACUGUGUGGACAGGCUCAUGAGUGUGGUGGCAGUGGAGCGGCCAGAGAUUCUGCAGAAAGAGACACUGCAGAUGGAGUCCCACUCAAAUAUAAAGGAAUCUCAAACAAACGAUUGCAACACAAACAGCUCUUACAUGAAGGAAUCCCUCACAAACGAGUCUCAAACAAACAACUACCAUACAAAAAAAGAAAAAGUAAUCACAGCCAAAGAUGUCCCUGCUCUUCUGUCCCCUCCCUGUGAGGACCAGCACCCAGCAGAGGACAACACCUCUCACCUCCUUGAGUCCCCCAGCUCUCCCCCUUCCCCACCCACUCUUUCCUCUCUCUCCCCCAGCAACCUCCCUUCAUCCACCUUACCCCUGUCUCCUCCCAGUGAUGCCCCUCCCCCCUCUGAUUUUCAUGGUUUUAGGUUUCUCUGCGGCAGGUGCAGUCUAGCGGUCCGAAGGCAGAACCACGCCAUGAGGGCGGCGACAGAGUGCCACCUCUGCCCCAGACGGUGCCGCAGCCAAGAGGCCCUGCAGAGACACCUGCUCAACACACACCUACAGGACCUACACCUACAGGGUACAUACCCUGACCAGAGUGGAGCACACAUCCAACAACCAAUCAGCCUGGAGGGGGAGGAAGAGGAGGGGGAAAGUAUGAGUGAAGAAGAGACAGAUAAGAAAGAGAAAGAUGAUGAGGAGGGGGAGAGAGAGCAGGGAAAGGGAGAUGAAGGAGAGGAUGAAAAGGAUGACCCAGAUGAGUUGGAGGAGAGGCCCAGUUCAGGGGUUGGUGACAGUGACCAGGGUUCAAGGCAGCAGGAGGAGAAGGAGGCAGGGUCAGAACCCAACCCCUUCAGCAAGGGCUCCAACCCCACUCUGGAGCGGAUUUUGGACCCGGCUCAGCCCUACAAGUGUUCCUUCUGCUGUGAGUCCUUCACUCAGAGAUCCAUCCUGCCGGUCCUCUAUAACUCUCUGUCCCACCGAGCCAGAGCCAGAUGGGUCCUGCAGGACUCCAGCCCCAGUUCCCCUCACACCCGCUGCAGCCCGGACCCAAGUUCCUACCGCUGCAGAAUGUGUCGGGUGGCUUACAGCCAGAGUUCCGCCCUGGACAUUCACCUCCGCUCUGUACUGCACCAGACACGAGCCCGUGGAGCUCGGACCCAGCUAUCACUGAAACCCCACACCCUCCAAACCCUAGUUCCAGCCUUGGUUCAGACCACUGCCUCCAGCCGUUCACCAGGGGGAGGAGGGGUAUCCACCAGGGGAACUCCCCCAACAGCCACCAGAUCAGCCCCUUCCUCCCCAAGUCCCUGUUCCUCCCUCAGUGAAGCCCAGCUGAGUGUGGGUGUCUCUGGGAAGGCUGAGGGCCACCAGGCUAAGAGGCGGAGAGUAGAGGACCUGACAGCAUCUGGAGGAAAGCAGGACCUAACGUUACUCCAACAGCAGUUAGCCCAGGCCCAGAUGCUACAACAGCAACAUAAGUUAUCCCAGGCCCAUAUACAGGAACACACAGUCCUCCUCCAGCCCCAGCUCUUUAGUCCAACACUGCUCCCGCACCUCCCCUUACUGCAGCAGAACCUCUUAAAGCAGUUCCUCCCUUCAGCAGCAGAGAGUCUCCAACAGAGGAACCUCCUCUCUCCACUCCAGUUCUCCCCAGACAGCCUGUUUUCUCUACAGCAGCAGAUGCUCCAGUCCUUCUACCUCUCUAGAGAUCUGCAGCUCAACCCUAACAUGAACAUUAGUCAGAUCACCUCAGCCCUCUCCCUCCAGACCAUCGCUGCCCUCUCCUCUCAGACAAAUGGGCUUAAACAUCCCUCUCCAAAGCUGGUGACAACUAGCAUCCAGUCUCCAGCCCAGCCCCCGAAAUGUGAGACCCAGGCUGAAACAGCUGACAGUGACUCCCCCCUUCACCAGAUGGAGAAAGAGUCAAAUCCAUCCUCAUCUCCUGAGGGAGGUGGAGAGAUGCAGGAGAGUGAGAAGAGGGAUGGAGCAGAGAAGGCCCUCAGAGUUCUGCUGGAGAGAUAUGGCUGGGAGCUGGCCCUGCAAUCCAAUCAGAGCAGACAGAGACAGCAGAACAGAGAGAUGGAGGGAUGCCUGGAGGAGGAGAAGCAGUGUGGAGAAUGUGGGAAGCUGUUCUCUGACUCAGUGAUCCUGAAGAGCCAUCAGGAGUUUGUUCACCAGCAAAUGAUCACUCCGGUAGUGUUGGAGACGUUCUCCAGACAGUAUGACUGCCUCUACCCCCUCACACCCUUCCCAGUGGGGGACAAAGAUAAUACUGUUGUUGCACAUCUAACCCCAGCCACAGCACUUGUACUUGCACCCUUACCCCCAGCACCAGUCUCAGAUUCAAUCUUUGACCAAGCCCAAUCCCUCUCCCAAGCCUCCAUAGGUCCAGAUCAAGCUGUACCCACCACACCGGCAUCUGUACCUGUAAACUGUUCCACAGACCAAGCCCCAGUUAAUUCCUUCUGCCCAGCCCAAGCCUCACCAACACCCUCUCCUCCUCCACCCUCUUCCCAAACACAACCACUUCCAGAGCAGCAGCAGGACACUACGACAUCGACAACCACCCCUGCCCCCUCUCCAACUAUCAUACCCCAGUCCAAUCUCUCCAUGCAUUUCCCCUUAUCCCAUCUCCCCCUGCCCCCUCUUCCUUUACCAAGCCUCCCCACUCUUCCCUUCCCCAUAGACCUCUCUCUCCUCCCCCUUGGUCUAAUGCAGCCCAUAGUACUCCAGGCUAUGCUUCAGUACCAGUCCCUGUUAUCAUCUGGCCACCAACCACCCCUAUCCCUAUUCACCAACGCUCACUCCACCCACAAACCAUCUCUACCCACAUACACUAACACACACUGUGCUCCUAGCCCAUCUCUAACCUCAUAUACGAACACACACUGUGCUCCUAGCCCAUCUCUAACCUCAUACACGAACACACACUGUGCUCCAAGCCCAUCUCUAACCUCAUACACGAACACACACUGUGCUCCUAGCCCAUCUCUAACCUCAUACACGAACACACACUGUGCUCCUAGCCCAUCUCUAACCUCAUACACGAACACACACUGUGCUCCAAGCCCAUCUCUAACUUCAUACACGAACACACACUGUGCUCCAAGCCCAUCUCUAACCUCAUACACGAACACACACUGUGCUCCUAGCCCAUCUCUAACCUCAUACACGAACACACACUGUGCUCCUAGCCCAUCUCUAACCUCAUACACGAACACACACUGUGCUCCUAGCCCAUCUCUAACCUCAUACACGAACACACACUGUGCUCCUAGCCCAUCUCUAACCUCAUACACGAACACACACUGUGCUCCUAGCCCAUCUCUAACCUCAUACACGAACACACACUGUGCUCCUAGCCCAUCCCUGCCCUUUCUGAAGUGUAGGCUGGAGGAAGGGACAUCGGUAACACCUAUGAGGGAUGUGAUGGACGGUGAGAGAGAGGAAGAGGGAGUUAGAGAGGGUGAUGAGCAGAGGAGGGAUAGGCGCCAGAGGACCACCAUCAGUUCAGAGCAGCUAGAGGUUCUGUACCAGCGCUACAGUCUGAACUCCAACCCAACCCGCUCUGUACUGGAGGGCAUCAUCAGGGACACAGGCCUGAAGAAACGUGUAGUGCAGGUAUGGUUCCAGAACACCAGGGCUCGUCAGAGGAAGGGCCAGCUCCAGACCCUGGGGAGAGGAGGAGGUCUGGGUGAGAACCACAGGCGCUGUCCAUUCUGCAGGGCUCUCUUCAAGGCUCAGAAUGCCCUGGACGCCCAUGUCAAGGCCCACCACUGUUCACAGACCGACAGAGUUGCCUAUGGCUCAUUUAAUCAGAUGGGUCCUGCAGAUGACUCCAGCUUCUCUCACAACCAUUGAUCCUACAGAGACAGGGAGGGUCACUCUCUCUCCAUCCAGCCUUUUCCCUCUCUCUCCCAGCAUCCUCCUCUCUCUCUCUCUCUCCAUCCCUCCCCAAGCCUGUUUCAUCCCUCCCCAAGCCCAUGGGGCGUCCCCGCUGAGAGAAAAUACAUUUCUGGGAAAACCGAUUUGUCCUUUGACCUGAACAAACCCCAAAUUGAAGAGGAGGAGAAAGAAAAGAAAGAACAUCUGUCAGUAAAAAAAAUCCCUUUGUCUGACCAGGCCCAUCAAAUCAAAUUUAUUGAUAUAGCCCUUCGUACAUCAGCUGAUAUCUCAAAGUGCUGUACAGAAACCCAGCCGAAAACCCCAAACAGCAAGCAAUGCAGGUGUAGAAGCACGGUGG
Oncorhynchus gorbuscha (pink salmon) is the source of this 5541-nucleotide messenger RNA. Its product is annotated as zinc finger homeobox protein 3-like. Gene Ontology annotation, cellular component: nucleus. The record is from RefSeq and is a predicted model, not a curated record. Gene Ontology annotation, molecular function: DNA-binding transcription factor activity, RNA polymerase II-specific; RNA polymerase II cis-regulatory region sequence-specific DNA binding. The transcript is spliced from 7 exons. Gene Ontology annotation, biological process: regulation of transcription by RNA polymerase II; brain development; regulation of neuron differentiation. Bases 324 to 5159 code for a protein of 1611 amino acids. NCBI's taxonomy places the organism in Eukaryota, Metazoa, Chordata, Actinopteri, Salmoniformes, Salmonidae.